Adineta steineri is the source of this 537-nucleotide messenger RNA. The record is from the annotation of a GenBank genome assembly. Lineage: Eukaryota; Metazoa; Rotifera; Eurotatoria; Adinetida; Adinetidae.
AUGAGUGGAACUAGCGGAGCAAAAAAAAAAGGCAAACAAGCAACAAAAGGUGAUGCACAAAUAGUUAAAGAAAAUAUUGAAACAAUUGAAUUCUAUAAAAAAGUGUUAUCUAUCUCUAAUGGCAUUUUUCUUGCCGUUCAUUUUAUCUUUUAUUUUAUAACUGGAUUUUCCACAGCUUCUUGUAUUCUUUUUUUAUUAUCAUCUGCUGCUGCAUGGUAUGUUUGGUCAAUGAUGCGUCAAUUCGGUACAACGAAAUCAGGUGGUGCUGUAACAGAUUUAAAUCUUAAUGGAAGCAUUUCUGAUUAUGCAAAAGAUAUCAUUUUAGCUAUUGUUAUUGCACAAUCGGCUAGUUUAAUUCAUCGAUAUUUCUGGUGGUUUCUUUUAGCCAUUCCACUUUAUGCACUUUAUAAAGGUUUAAAGAUGUUUUUUUUCUCACCCUAUUCGCAAUUACAGGGUGGUGGCAAUCAAGAACAAGGUGAUCAAGCUGAUGGAAAAAAAGGUGGAAAAGGAAAAGUUACUCGUGUUGCUCGACACUAG